AUGCCCAACCCUCCUCAUCAAAAGCAAAACCCAGAGGUGGUGGAGCUGGCCGUCACUGCUCCCGUCGACGAGGUAGUCAAGGUGAUUCGUCGCGAUGGUGGAGUCAUCAUCAAGAACUUCAUUACGCCUGAGACGGUCGACCAGAUCAACAAGGAGGUCGAGCCCUUUUGGCAGCAGAAGGGAGUCUACAAAGGCUCGCUCUUCAAUGCGGAUGAUCCACCAAUGAGCGGUCUCGCAGGCAAGUCACGCACCGUCGCUCACAAGAUUCUUAACCACCCUCUGUAUCGCGACGCCGCCAAAGAGAUCCUGCGCGAUAUCACCUACCCGUGGUGGGGCGACUCGAGAAGCAUUUGUGUAUCCGAUCCCGUUCUCGCCGUCUCUCAGGCAUUCACCCGCGGCCCGCAUACAAAGGGCCAGCCGCUUCACCGAGACGACACGCCCCAGCAUUUUGAGCACGUCGAGGGCAGCGGGGAUAGCUCGCUGCUUGGGAUUCUCGUUGCCGGUAGUCGAUGCACAUUUGAGAAUGGUGCCACUCAGCUGAUCGUGGGUUCCCACCUCUGGGGCGACGAGCGUGGUCCGGCUGAUCCCAGCCUUUGCUCCACGGGCGAGAUGGAAGUUGGCGAUGCCCUCAUCAUCAUCGGAAGCAUCUGGCACGGAGCUGGCCAUAAUAUUUUCGACGGGCGACGCAAUAUUUUCUCCAUGCAUAUGGUCAGGGGAACCUACCGGCAAGACGAGAACCAGUUUCUGGCCAUCCCACGUGAGGUCGUCAAGACCUACGACCCUGAGGUUCAGGCGCUUAUAGGGUACUCGGUCAGUCAGCCAUACCUUGGCUACGUCGACUUUGAUGACCCCAUCAAGCUGUUAUCCGAUACUCCGCAGCUCGCGCAGCACGACCUGCAAGGCGUUAUCUUUGAGGGUCCCGGUUCUGAAACCUGUACCGGUCCGAAGCCAACGAUUCCCAAAGAGGUUGUGACAGUGUAG
Molecule: messenger RNA, 981 nt
Organism: Fusarium falciforme
Lineage: Eukaryota; Fungi; Ascomycota; Sordariomycetes; Hypocreales; Nectriaceae
Exons: 4
Coding region: 1-981 (326 amino acids)
Source: RefSeq, a predicted model, not a curated record